Molecule: messenger RNA, 903 nt
Organism: Fulmarus glacialis (Northern fulmar)
Lineage: Eukaryota; Metazoa; Chordata; Aves; Procellariiformes; Procellariidae
Product: alpha-1,3-mannosyl-glycoprotein 4-beta-N-acetylglucosaminyltransferase B-like
Exons: 8
Biological process (GO): protein N-linked glycosylation
Cellular component (GO): endoplasmic reticulum-Golgi intermediate compartment; endoplasmic reticulum; Golgi stack
Molecular function (GO): acetylglucosaminyltransferase activity
Source: RefSeq, a predicted model, not a curated record
AUGUACAAAAGCCAGUUUCUGGAACUUCGGCAAAGACUAUUGUAUGCUGAAAAGGAAAAUAAAAGAAGAUCACAAGAACUGAGCAAUGCCCUAGAUGAAAUUAAACGUGUAGUUGCAAGAAGAAUGAACUUGACAUCAAAUCAUACAGAUGAUAUGAAGUGGAAAGUGUUAAACCUCACCAGAAAACUCCCCGUGCACAUUACAAACAUGUACUACUAUCUACCUCACCUUCGAGAAUAUGAAGAUGCCAUUUUCCCAAAUGUUAUUUUUGGGCAACAGAGAACUGGAGUCUCACUGGUGAUGGGUAUUCCUACUGUGAAAAGGGAAAAACGAGAUUAUCUUAUUAAUACACUGCAUUCCCUACUUUCUGAACUUUCUGAAGAGCAAAAGAACGACUGUGUAAUAAUCGUCUUUGUAGCAGAGGUGAAUGCAGAAUAUGUUAACAGUGUUGCAGAAAGCGUUAAAACCAGCUUCCCCAGAGAAAUCCAGUCUGGAGUCCUAGAGGUUAUUUCUCCUCCUGCUUCUUAUUAUCCAGAUCUUUCCAACCUGAAGAAAACAUUUGGGGAUUCGGAGGACAGAGUAAGGUGGAGAACUAAACAGAAUUUGGAUUAUAGCUUUUUAAUGCUAUAUGCCCAACCUAAGGGAACACUUUAUUUACAGCUGGAAGAUGAUAUUAUAGCCAAACCUGAUUAUGUUCAAAGUAUAAAAGACUUUGCUGCUAAACAGUCCCAAGAGUGGAUGAUUCUCGAGUUCUCCCAACUUGGAUUUAUUGGAAAAUUGUUUAAAUCAGAAGACCUGCCACUCAUAGUGGAAUUUUUUCUCAUGUUCUAUAAAGAUAAGCCCAUAGACUGGCUUAUAGACCACCUGCUCUGGGUUAAAGUGUGCAAUCCAGAAAAGGAUGCA